AUGCGUGACCACAGCGACGGUUCCGACGUCUCAGACAACUCACCCACGACCUCGAAACCAGCCUUCAACCACAUCGAGCAAAUCCACACCAACGAGCAAGUCCCCGGCCAUACCAAUUACUACGAGAAAGAUGGCCUCCGAACAGCCGGCGACGGCGUCGAUCAUGAGGCCGACGUCCCCAUGAACUUCACUCGAAUCAUGGCACUAAUUGCCAUGGCAUUUCUCUGGACAGGCAGCCAGAUCCCUGUCUAUCUCUUCGGCGGUGUUCCUCCUUACAUUUACGCCGACCUUGGUGGUGCCGAUAGAUGGAUCUGGUUUGUUCUUGCCAAUCUUCUCUCUCUCGCUGCAAUCUGUCCGUUCGUUGGAUCCAUCUCAGAUAUCGUCGGCCGAAGAUGGGUCGCCAUGAUCGGUGCUUCCUUCCUCAUCCUAGGCAUGAUCAUUUGUUCGACAGCGCAUACCAUGAACACCUUCAUCGCCGGCAUGGUGUUCUCUGGUGUUGGUGCAGGCAUCAACGAACUAACAGCUCUAGCUGUCACAUCAGAGCUUGCGCCUACGAGUCAGCGAGGCAAGUAUGUCGCCAUACUUGUCUUCACUAUCAUCCCGUUCUGUCCGUCAGUAUUGUGGGCUCAGCUCAUCGCUUCGACAUCGACGGGUGCAUGGCGCUGGAUUGGCCUGUGGUGUGGAGUAUGGGCUUUCAUCGGUCUCGUCUUGACGGCAGUUUUCUACCACCCACCUCCACGGGUUAACAGCGUAGGUAUGAGCCGCAAGGAGACUCUUGCACAAAUCGACUACGUCGGCGGUUUUCUCUCUGUCGCUGGCAUGAUCCUGUUCAUGAUGGGAAUGCAGUGGGGUGGUUACCAGUACAAGUGGUCCAGCGCGCACGUCCUCGCACCGCUGAUCUUAGGUGCCGCCUUCAUUAUUGCCUUUGUCUUUUGGGAAGCAUACGGCGCGAAACAUCCCAUGUUCCCAAAGAGACUUCGCCAGGAGCCUCGCAUUCUAGGCUUAACACUCGUCAUCACGUUUAUUUCUGGAGCCAACUUCUUCUCAAUUCUCAUGUUUUGGCCAACCCAGGCCUUCAAUGUGUAUGGGCAUGACCCUGUCGGUGUUGGCCUCCGAGGUCUCCCAGUUGGCUUUUCGAUCCUGGCUGGUGCUUGUAUUGUAUUGUGGUUGCUUUCCAUGCUUCGUGGUCACAACAAAGAGCUCCUGAUUGCUUCGUCCAUUUUGAUGACUGCAGGCUGCGGUGCGCUUGCAGUUGGGCGUGUCGACAACUUGGCUACGCUAUGGGGAUUGUUGGUCCUGGCUGGUCUUGGAAUUGGUGGCAUUGUCGUACCAGCAUCCAUCAUCUCUACUAUCAUUUGCCCAGACGACCUCAUCGCAACCGUCGCAGCUCUCACUCUCGCCAUUCGUGUUAUUGGUGGUUCGAUUGGAUACUGUGUUUAUUAUAACGUCUUCAUCUCCAAAUUUGUCCCAGCCGCGACUCACUACAUUGGUGGAGUGAUGGUGACACAACUCAACAUUACAUCUCCAGAGAUCAUCGGAGAGGCAAUCACUAUCACUGGGGCCUCGCUGCUUCCAGCUCUUCAGGAGCUUCCGGGCAUCAAGGGUGUGCCAGGUGCGUACGAGAUGGUUGUUUAUGCGGGUCAGCUCGCGUACGCAGAGGCGUACAAGUACGUGUACUAUGUGAGCAUCGCAUUUGGAGGUGUCAGUAUCAUCGCGGCGUGCUUCUUGGGCGAUAUUUCCAAGUACAUGGACGACCAUGUCGCCGUGUCAGUAGUGCAAACCAAAAGCUGCUUACCCUCAACUAUGUUGCGUGCACCUUCACACGAGCCAAACGACGUCGAAUGGAAUGCAGCAAAUCAUGAACAAACACCCGAUGCUCAAGUUCAAGCCCCCCUGGAACUAGAGACAUCGAACAACAAACGAAAGCGGCAAAGCCAAUGUUUCUGCGCGCCGCAAAUGUUCGGCGGCGGCAUAUACCUUCCCGAUCCAUCGACGUACGACCCCAUUGAGAUACUGCUCAACACUUAUGACCGAAGUGAGAGGGAUGAGCUUGUCAAGAUAUGGCGAGACAACAAACUGAGCGAAUUGAACUUUGUUGGCAUCGUGUCCGCUCUCCUUGCCGGUGUUCUCACGUCAACAGGCAGCUGGCCUAAUAUCCUGACGACUGGCAAGCCUUCUCCUUGGUACGUCCGCACAGCAUGGUACUGUGGUAUUGUCAUCUCUCUGCUUUCUAUCAUCAGUGCCGCAGACCAAACAGUACGUCUACACCGGCUAUCAUCUCACCGCGACGGACUGGCCAAUAUCCAUAAGCUCCUCGGCAAGGGUAGUAGGAGGAAAAAGACAGGGCGCCGUGCACCUAGCUACUUCCAAAUCAUGACCUGGCAGAUGCCAGUCAUGUUUCUCAUCACCGGGACGAUUUGCAUGGUCAUGGGUAUGUUCUUGCUGGUGUGGAGUGCAACGUCGCACUUGGGAGACCCUACGAAAUGGGAUGACCAAAACAAGGUUGCUAUUGUGUUCACGGUCAUUGCGAGUCUUGCGAUCGUCAUGUUUUUUGCUGGGCAGAUUUCUCUAUAUUCUCCGAUCAGGGAGUAG
Molecule: messenger RNA, 2592 nt
Organism: Alternaria burnsii
Lineage: Eukaryota; Fungi; Ascomycota; Dothideomycetes; Pleosporales; Pleosporaceae
Product: mfs general substrate transporter
Exons: 7
Coding region: 1-2592 (863 amino acids)
Biological process (GO): transmembrane transport
Molecular function (GO): transmembrane transporter activity
Source: RefSeq, a predicted model, not a curated record